UUGUGUGCGGGCGGGCAGUGCGCAAACGCAGUGGGAGUUUUGUCAAGAUGGCGGCGGGGCCAGUGAGGAGGCAGAGCUGGGAGAUGCUGUGAAGCAGCCAGAGAGGCAGAGCACGGCCACACAGACAAGACAGCCGCCACCGGAGAGGGAGGGCCGACACAACGGAACAUUCGGGGACACGGAGUGAGAGGCGCUCAGCACACGCCGCCACACCCGGGGAGGCCGCCGGACAGUGCGGGACACAUGAGCCCGAGCAGUCCCCGGGAUCCACCGGCGGCGGAGGAAGAUACAGCCGGGAGCCCCUGAGGGCCGGGAGCGGGGCCACUGACGGCCCGGGCUCAGGAUGAAGUUCGCAGAGCAUUUGUCCGCUCACAUCACCCCGGAGUGGAGGAAGCAGUACAUCCAAUAUGAGGCUUUCAAGGAGAUGUUGUAUGCAGCCCAAGACCAGGCCCCAUCUAUUGAAGUUACUGAUGAAGACACUGUAAAACGAUAUUAUGCCAAGUUUGAAGAAAAAUUCUUCCAGACGUGUGAGAAAGAGCUUGCCAAAAUUAACACAUUUUAUUCAGAAAAGUUAGCAGAAGCUCAGCGACGUUCUGCCACGCUACAAAAUGAGUUGCAAUCCUCACUGGAUGCACAAAAGGAAAGCAGCCGGUUGCCAACCCUCAGGCAUCGUAGAAAAGCUGUAUUCACACUUUCGCAUGAGGAGCGGGUCCAGCACAGAAACAUCAGGGACCUAAAACUGGCAUUUAGCGAGUUCUAUCUCAGCCUAAUUCUGCUGCAGAACUAUCAGAAUCUGAACUUCACAGGGUUCCGCAAGAUCCUAAAGAAACAUGACAAGAUCCUGGAGACGAGCCGUGGUGCAGACUGGAGGGUGGCUCAUGUGGAGGUGGCACCAUUUUAUACCUGCAAGAAAAUUAAUCAGCUGAUAUCCGAGACUGAGGGUAUAGUGACGAAUGAAUUGGAAGAUGGGGACAGACAGAAAGCCAUGAAGCGCCUUCGUGUGCCACCCCUCGGAGCUGCACAGCCUGCUCCAGCCUGGACAACAUUCAGAGUGGGAUUGUAUUGCGGAAUAUUUAUUGUGUUAAACUGUGCGAUUGUGUAUACUGCUUACGAGAGGUAUAGCAUUACCCAGGUCUGGCCCUUAGUGCGCAUUUACAGGGGUGGUUUCCUGCUGGUGGAAUUCCUUUUUCUUCUGGGUAUCAAUACUUAUGGAUGGAGACAAGCUGGCGUCAAUCAUGUCCUCAUAUUUGAACUCAACCCUCGCAACAACCUCUCACAUCAGCAUCUCUUUGAGCUUGCAGGGUUCCUUGGCAUGUUGUGGUGCCUCAGUCUGUUCGCCUGUGUCUUUGGACAUCAUAUCUAUUUGCCAAUGCAGGUGAAUCCACUGGUUUUGUAUGGCUUCAUGCUGCUCUUUCUCGUCAACCCCACUAAGACCUUCUACUACAAGUCUCGAUUUUGGCUCCUUAAGUUAUUGUUCCGAGUGUUCACUGCCCCAUUCCAUAAGGUGGGCUUUGCAGACUUCUGGCUGGCCGACCAGCUCAACAGUCUUGCCGUGAUACUCAUGGACCUGGAGUUUAUGAUCUGCUUCUACAGCUUUGAGCUGGACUGGGAGAGUAACAACGGACUCAUCACUAAUGGGACUGGAAAGUGUAAUACAUAUUCCUAUGGGGUACGAGCUGUGGUUCAGUGUAUUCCAGCCUGGCUACGUUUCAUCCAGUGCCUGCGACGAUACCGAGACACUAAAAGAGCCUUUCCUCACCUGAUGAAUGCUGGCAAAUACUCCACUACUUUCUUCAUGGUCACCUUCGCUGCUCUCUACCAAACCCACAAAGCUCAGAAUCACUCGGAUGCUCAGGUGUUCUUCUACCUGUGGAUCAUUAGCUAUGUCAUCAGUUCAUUAUAUACUCUUAUCUGGGACUUGAAGAUGGACUGGGGGCUGUUUGACAAGAACGCCGGAGAGAAUACAUUCCUGCGAGAAGAGAUUGUGUAUCCUCAGAAGGCCUAUUAUUACUGUGCAAUCAUACAGGAUGUCAUUCUGCGCUUUGCAUGGACCAUACAGAUUUCUCUCACGACAUUAAACCUACAUAACAAUAUUUCAGAUAUAAUAUCCACUGUCUUUGCUCCGCUUGAAGUCUUCCGCCGCUUUGUGUGGAAUUUCUUCCGUCUGGAGAAUGAACACCUGAAUAACUGUGGUGAGUUCCGCGCCGUGCGCGACAUCUCUGUGGCACCAAUGAAUGCCGAUGACCAAACGCUGCUGGAGCAGAUGAUGGAUCAGGAGGACGGAGUGAAGAACCGAGCCAAAAGCAAGCCAUGGAAACGCAGCCAGAGUAUCUCUCUCCGCAUACCACGUUUAUCCUCCCAGAGCAAGGCUCGAGAUGCCAAGGUCCUGAUUGAUGACACUGAUGAUGAAGCCAACACAUGAGGCGCAAGCUACAUUUAAUGUUCACUUUCAUCGAUCGUCUUCACCAGGUUUUCAUCCCAACUCCAGGCUUCUUUAUGUCCAUUCACCAUACCCAUUCAUUACAGGGCUGGCCUUCUGUGCGCUUGCCAACCCCACAUUUGCCUGCCUCCCUCCAAAUCCAUGGACAGAUGUAAACACAGAAGCCAAGGAACGACCUCUACACCCAAGGCUGCUAAGAUGGAAACAGACUCAUAACAUAAAUGGGUGAUCAAAAUCUCCCUCUGCUGAUUUUUGUCCAACCUUUCUGCUUGCCUGACCUCAGACAGACUUAAUUUAAUUGAUUUCUGAUGCUGUGACGGCACAUACAACACCCUGUGCUGGGUUUGUUUUACUCGCAGCUGAUUUUUUUUUUUUCUUACGUUUUCUCUUUUCUUUGCCCUUACCUUGACAUCCCCAUUCAUGUGUUUCUUUGCAGAGCAUCAUGGACAUUUUCUGUUCCCACCCCCCAGCAGUGCUGGAAGGGGUCCCAAUGAAAAAGGGGCUGGGGGAGUGACCGAGCUUUGAGAGAUUAACUUUCCUUCAUUUAAACCUUCGUCGAUUUUCAUUAUUUUAAACCAAAGUUUUGUUUUCUCCUGCACCAUCCUAUCUUCUCUAUAAUCUCUCUUAUUUUCUUGCUGGAUGUGUUCAACUCUCUAAACUCAUCUGGUGGUGUGCAGCCACUUCAUAAUCUGACAGAAGCCAGUCCUGCCAAGGGCCUGUAUUCUGCUCUUUGUAAGAGCUGAGCACUCCCUUUCAUAGCCUCAAUAGCCUGCACUGGGAGAGCUGUGCCUAACCAUUUCACUACUGAGUACAGGAAGCCAGGAGGUUAAAUGGUUCACAGAUCUCCCACAGCAGAGUCGGUGAAGUUAAAGCGUUCCUCUUUUACUGCCAGAUAAGACAUGUCAACGUUGCACGUUGAGGUGCAAUGUAUGUCUCAAGUAUUCUCUAUGACUUCUGUGAGAGCAGGCUCAUACACGGCUGUCAGCUGUCUCAUUGCUGCCUUUCUGGGUUCUACCCACAUUUGCCAGCAGACCUUCCCACAAGGGCUGACAAUAGGGAAACAGUCUUAAUACCCCUCCCUCCAUACCCAGCACUGCAGUAGAUGCACAAUGCAGUAAUUGGGAAGGGGGCAGCACAGUACGAACGUCAUUCAUUCUCAAAAGACAAUGUUGGCUGUAAAGAGUCCAUCCUCACCUUCUCCAUGAGACAGGUCUAGAUGUAUAACGGAGCUGCCCCCUCUCUCACACAUCUGUCUGCUUUCUCCAGUUAGUGCAAGGACAAUCUUUUGAAAUAGACCUCUGCUUGGUGACAACUUACCUCUACAAGAGUCUGCCUCUCUCAGCACCUCCCCAGCUCGAGUUCUGUGAUGGGCAUGAAUCAAGGGGCCAUGCUGAGAGAUCCUGAGGUUUGUGACCGCUGCUUUGUCUUCGCUGUUGCUGUACAUGUGCAUUGCUGUUCAGCUUAGCUUCUCGUUUGUGUGCAUGCUUUGUUCCUUCCU
Messenger RNA from Nanorana parkeri, 3938 nucleotides. It is a transcript of the gene XPR1, whose product is annotated as xenotropic and polytropic retrovirus receptor 1. The record is from RefSeq and is a predicted model, not a curated record. Gene Ontology annotation, molecular function: inositol hexakisphosphate binding. Gene Ontology annotation, biological process: cellular response to phosphate starvation; phosphate ion transport. Bases 344 to 2422 code for a protein of 692 amino acids. Gene Ontology annotation, cellular component: cytoplasm; plasma membrane; Golgi apparatus. Lineage: Eukaryota; Metazoa; Chordata; Amphibia; Anura; Dicroglossidae. The transcript has 15 exons.